GGGCGUAAAAUCAUCAUCUUUCUAUCACGAAGGGCUGAAGUGGUAUUUAUGUCGUCCGAGCUAUGCACUGCUGAGUCAACUGCCGCACUCCACAUCUGCUAACUAAAGUCGAGGUUAACCCCAACAAGGCAGGUCUGUAAGAGAAAAAUGGCAUCACUUCGUAAAGUACGAAGAACCCAGAUGUCAGGUAUAUAUGUUAUGUGUACAUCGCAUUUCCAGACAUAUUUCAAUUCCCAUUCUGAAUACUAAUUCUCGAGGUUGAAGAAAGUUGCGAUUUGAACGCCAUGCCUCUAGAAAUUCACCCAAUGACCAGCGAAGCCGACUUCGCGGACUUCGCCCGCAUCCAACUCGCAGCCUUCAAAUCCGGCAUAGCCUUCAAAUUGGUGCCCAGGCCUAUAGCCGACGACUACGUCCCCAAGAACGCAGCAAAGCACAAGAAAUCCGUCGAGGAUGAGCCGGAUUUGCGCUUCAUCAAGGUCGUCGACACAGAUCUCGGUGGGAAGAUGAUUGCCGGCGCUAAGUGGCGAAUAAACGAGAAAGAGAGGACAGAGGAGCAAAUACAAAUACAGUUGCCGAACCCAGAGAAGGAUGCGGCAGGACCGGCAGCCAAGGAGUUUCUCGAGUACCUCAGGACAGUGAGGCUGAAGUACAUGGGCACGAAGCCAUUUUACUUCUUGCAUAUCCUUGCUACCGAUCCUGAUCAUGAGCGGCGUGGUGCCGGUGCUCUACUUAUCAAGUGGGGCACAGAGCAGGCGGACAAGGCAAAGUUACCAAGUUUCCUCGAGGCAAGCCGGGAAGGCAAACCGUUAUAUCAGAGGCAAGGAUUCCAACCUGUGUUCGAGCAGACGUUCAACCUGGAGGCCCACGGCGGAGUAGGCACCGAUCAGAAUACUGCCAUGAUUCGAGAACCUCAGCAAUAGGCUGAACAUGUCGAUAGAUGCAAGUCAAGUGAUGAUGUCGACCUCAUAGAUCUUGAUCUAUCUUUAGCUGUGGCGCACUUAGCAGAACCACUCUUUGAGGUUGAUUGUUAGUGGAUAAAGAAUCCAGGGGUUCUCCAAUUUCCACGCGCCAUGGUAGCGUCUUAGAGAGGGACCAAAGUGUGUACAAACUCCAGGAUUGUACUGUACAUCCAUCCCUCGAGGUGUCGAUAUAAUGAAGUAACGCUUGGAGAACAAGAACAUAGACAAGUUUUUCUGCUAUCUAGAUCCGAUUCACUGUAUAUAAUACCGAAUAGUCUGGGAAUGCGUCUCUCUUUUCCUACUAUGCAACAUGCCUACAAAAUAUUACCCCUUUCUACAAAUAAAUCGGUACCAAAUAGUCCAGCGCGCGUACAUACG
Aaosphaeria arxii CBS 175.79 is the source of this 1337-nucleotide messenger RNA. RefSeq lists its product as uncharacterized. Gene Ontology annotation, molecular function: acyltransferase activity, transferring groups other than amino-acyl groups. The coding region runs from base 285 to 920 and encodes 211 amino acids. Lineage: Eukaryota; Fungi; Ascomycota; Dothideomycetes; Pleosporales. The record is from RefSeq and is a predicted model, not a curated record. The transcript is spliced from 2 exons.